Messenger RNA from Parnassius apollo (apollo), 393 nucleotides. The record is from the annotation of a GenBank genome assembly. Lineage: Eukaryota; Metazoa; Arthropoda; Insecta; Lepidoptera; Papilionidae.
AUGAGCGAUAAUCCCGGCAUUCAAAAAAGCCAAAAAAAAAUUGAGGAGAAGUCAAAAAAAAAUGACCUUAACGAAAACCCAAAAAACAGGCGGGUAGCAAUGAAGUCCCAAAAGAUGCCUUCCCGUCAAAUAUCGACAGAAAAGGAUAACCCUAACUCGCCGGAUGUGAUACAAGAUUACGGCAUGUAUCCUGAUAUUCCUGACAAUUUAUUGGUAGACGUUGAUACAACACCAUCUGUAUCGUUACUAAGGUCAUCGGCUCCCACUUCAAACUUGUCAAUUCAGGAAAUCCCCACACUUCGUAAUGAAAACGUUGCCAGUUCCCCUACGCCGCCGACACUUUCCGCUAGACAUGAACCUUCACAACCUGAGGACCAGCAGCCAUCUCAAUAA